UCACCAGUUAAGCUUGGUACCUGGUUGAUUCAUAACCCUUACAGGUACAUUUUGAUGAGCACAGCUUAUACUGUAUCUGUCCUCAGUCACCGUUCUAUCUUAUAUUGCCUUUGAUAAUCCACUUUGAGAAAAAAUAUUUCAGCUUCUGGACCAGAAUUAUGGCUCAUCAUAGAAAAUCAUCAUCGCCGAGGAAAAUGGUCAAGAAGUCUCUUAUUGCUGGGAUGGUGGUCUUGCUUGUGGCUGCAUUGGGCUUUUUCCUGGGAGUAUUUUUGGGGAUCAGGAACACAAGACUCAUCCCUUCCUCUAACCAUUUCUACUCCAAAGCGGCCGUGGCGGCAGACGCCGGGAAGUGUUCUGAGGUCGGAAGGGACAUCUUGAAAAGGAACGGAUCAGCGGUCGACGCUUCUAUUGCAGCUUUGUUGUGUGUCGGGCUGUUCAAUGCACACAGUAUGGGUAUCGGAGGAGGGCUGUUCUUCACCAUAUAUAAUGCAUCGACAGGAAAGGUGGAGACAAUUGAUGCCAGAGAAACUGCUCCCAUGAACUCAACAGAGAACAUGUUUGGCAAUAACACUCAGCUGUCGCGGAAAGGAGGAUUGUCUAUAGCCAUACCAGGAGAAAUUCGGGGUUACGAGAUGGCACACAACAGACACGGGAAACUGCCGUGGAGGGAACUGUUUCAGCCCAGUAUAGCGUUGGCACGCAAUGGUUUCCCAAUCGGCAGAGCUUUGGCCAAUGCCAUUGCAAAGAACAAGGAAUCAAUUCUGGGGGAUGAGUCAAUGUGUGAAGUUUUUUGUGACAAAAACAAAAAUCUCCUGAAGGAAAAUGAUAUUAUUCGUUUCCCCGUACUCGCUGACACCUAUGAGAGAAUAGCAGAAGAAGGGCCGGAUGUUUUUUACAACGGGACAAUGGCCAAGAACAUAGCAGAUGAUAUCCAGGCUGCAGGAGGGAUCAUAACACUCGAGGACCUCAUGGAAUAUAAGCCAGUGUUGAAUGAGAGCCCAUUGAAAGUAAACGUGGGCGAGUAUACCAUCUACGUUCCCGACGCACCAUCCAGUGGGCCUGUGCUCGCGCUCAUUCUCAACAUAGUGGAUGGGUACAACUUCUCAGACAGAAGUGUUUCCACAGCGGAGACGAAAACUUUGACAUAUCAUCGAAUCGUAGAAGCGUUUCGAUUUGCUUACGCCAAGAGGAGUAAACUAGGAGACCCACGUUACCUCAACAUCACUGACCUCAUCCAAAACAUGACCUCCGACUACUUUGCAGACAACAUCAGGAGCAGGAUCACAGAUGACACCACUCAUCCGGACACCUACUACGAUCCUGAGUACUUUGUACCUGAUGACUCUGGCACGGCUCAUGUGUCAGUCAUAGCGGAAGAUGGGAGCGCUGUGGCAGCCACCAGCACUAUCAACCUCUAUUUUGGGUCUAAAGUGAUGUCACGCUCAACUGGCAUUAUUUUUAAUGACGAGAUGGACGACUUCAGCUCUCCUUAUAUUACCAAUGGCUUUGGGAUUCCUCCUUCACCCAACAACUUCAUUCAGCCAGGUAAAAGACCCCUUUCCUCGAUGUGUCCCACGAUAAUAUUUGACAAACACAACAGAGUCAAAAUGGUGGUCGGGGCUUCAGGUGGGACGAAAAUCACCACGGCAACAGCUUUGGUGAUUUUGAACUACCUUUUCUUCAACUAUGAUUUAAAGAAAGCCAUCACAGAGCCCAGGGUUCACAAUCAGCUUAAACCAAACAUGACUGUGGUGGAGCAGAACUUUGAGCAGAGCGUUCUUGAUGGUUUGGCUCAGAAGAAUCACAAUACAGAACUUCAGGUGACUCCAGGAGCAGUGGUCCAGGCGGUUGUACGUCAAGGGGACAAAAUCUGUGCUGAAAGUGACCCCAGAAAAGGCGGCUAUCCUGCAGGAUACUGAAUGUGCUUUUCACUAUCUGUCGAUCUUUGGUGAUUCAGUCAAGAGGAACACCAAAAUAAGCAAAUUCAGAGGUGUAUUGUACAUCUAUGAAUAGAAAGUUCACCUAAAGUGAAGACUCUUUGAUUAUUCUUUACCAUUGCGCACUGUGUGGAAUACUACAUACUGUAUGUUGGCAAAAGAUGACAUAUUGAUUAUUCCAUUUUUUUAUGAACUAUAGUCAUUUAAGCUCAAUGAUCAACAGACGACAAUGCACAAAUACUCCCUGUAUUUAUUUACGAAAAAAAUGUGAAGAAUGUUUGUUUCACAUUGGCAUAAAUAGUGCCUGAUUCUUACUGAAUGGUACUAAAUGUCCAUUAUUUUACCAGCCUUAUUUAUUGCUUUUGUGUGUAGAGACGAUGUGAGAUUGACUACUGUAAGUGUAUAGAAGAUGUUGGGUACCUGUAUUAUAUCAGUUUUCAUUGUACAGGUUUUUAUUGUAAAAUAAUGUUGACACAGUCAUUUAUUAUGGCCGUUCCAAAACAAUGUGUAAGUUCAAAUAAAAAAUGCCCAACAGCCACAGGUUUAGUUUUGAAAAUUGCAUAUUUUUAAUGUAAUACUUGAAUAACAUUAUAUUGAUGUAGUGGGGCUGUAUUUUUCUCAUGGCAGGUAUAUACAAGAAAAAAUAAGAAUGUGUAGAACAUUCUGUCAUAAUUCUAUCAAGGUGAAUGUUUCACUAAUAUGUGUAUGAGAUGUCAAUAAAGAAAAAUAGAGAGACAACCAUCAUAAUAAUUGUAUAAAUAGGAAGCUGGAUGUCUUAUGAUUCUUAUGAAAUCAUUCUUAUGAUUUUUGACACUUGAGCCAUUCAUAAUAAAAUGCUGCAAUAACAGUAUC
Triplophysa dalaica is the source of this 2789-nucleotide messenger RNA. It is a transcript of the gene ggt1a, whose product is annotated as gamma-glutamyltransferase 1a. Gene Ontology annotation, molecular function: glutathione gamma-glutamate hydrolase. The transcript has 13 exons. Bases 159 to 1919 code for a protein of 586 amino acids. Gene Ontology annotation, biological process: regulation of inflammatory response; regulation of immune system process; glutathione catabolic process. The record is from RefSeq and is a predicted model, not a curated record. Gene Ontology annotation, cellular component: plasma membrane. NCBI's taxonomy places the organism in Eukaryota, Metazoa, Chordata, Actinopteri, Cypriniformes, Nemacheilidae.